Molecule: messenger RNA, 757 nt
Organism: Micromonas commoda
Lineage: Eukaryota; Viridiplantae; Chlorophyta; Mamiellophyceae; Mamiellales; Mamiellaceae
Exons: 1
Coding region: 188-706 (172 amino acids)
Source: RefSeq, a predicted model, not a curated record
UAAGGGAGUCAUAAGCAAUAAAGGUCGGUUAGUUCGUCGGAGAGACACCUUCGGCGAGGAAGCAUGCCUCAGCGCCCACUCGGAAUACAUCAGUAGCGCGUACACAAUCACAUUCUGUUCGAUAUGCCAUCUUGACGGCAAAUCUAUUAAACGGAUGUUCAAAAAGUACUCACUUUCAGAAGUAAAGAUGCGCAAACAACUUGCGCGUAAGUUUGCGCGCGAAGGGCUGCGCGCGUACGUCCGCUACGUAAACGCCGCGAGGAAGGGAAAGCUGGAGGAAUUCAAGAGAGACUUCUUCAACCAAGGAUUUUCAGAGUCGAUGUUUUUCCGCAUGUACCUGACUUAUAGCAAGUCUGUCGGAGAGUUCGAGGUGAUGGAGAGCUGCGCGCUGCAAAUUCAGCGAGUGUGGCGUGCGAAGGUGCUUCGCCGAAAGGUUGAAAUCGCACAGUAUAGGGCGCGGAUGGAUCGAGCCGGACUCCAGCCAAGGCAAAGUACGGGUCCGCGUCUGCUUGGCGGCUUUGCCAGGGUGAAAGACUUCAUCAAGGCUGCGAAAGCUAUGAACGAACCUCUGACAGAAAGUCAGAGGCUUGAGUGUAUGGAACUAAAUCAGAGACAGAUGAUGGAGUCGCUCGCCAGACUUCAGGAGUCGCUGAACGAGCUGGCACAUUCUCACGAUCUGUAUAGGGACGCCCCGAGCUUCCAAUAAUAAGUAGUCUACACUCGUAGAGUUGUGUAAAGCCUCUAGCCAGCCAGCGCU